Molecule: messenger RNA, 2070 nt
Organism: Colletotrichum orchidophilum
Lineage: Eukaryota; Fungi; Ascomycota; Sordariomycetes; Glomerellales; Glomerellaceae
Product: heterokaryon incompatibility protein
Exons: 3
Coding region: 1-2070 (689 amino acids)
Source: RefSeq, a predicted model, not a curated record
AUGGACAUCGAUGAUCUCUACUGGCUACAUGGCGCCCAUGGCUACACCAUCCUAAGAUUCGAUCCAUCAGGCAACACGCAUACUCUACUCUAUCGACGCAUCACAGAUGUCGAGAAGCUAGAAUCAGGCGACCUGGACAGGUUCGAAAAGAUUGCCUUUGGAGAGAGCGUCGAAAUAGCGCCUUCAUCAGACUCUGACCUGGCGUUCGCCCGAGCCUCACUCUGGUUGCGGAACUGCGUGGAAAGACACCCCGGCUGUCGGCCUGGCAACCCCGAUUUCGCCCCCCGCCGACUCUUGAGCAUUCAGAGCCCUUCGGCUGACCAAGUCACUCUCGUUGAGUCCUCCAGGAUCGGUCCCCUGCGGUAUGCGGCAUUGAGCUAUUGCUGGGGCCCCGACACGAGUGGCGUUAGGACGACGGUGACGUCGAACAUGUCAUCCCACGCUCGCGGCAUCCAUGUGUCAGAGUUGCCGCAGACAGUCCAAGACACCAUCAAAGUCUGCAUCAAGCUGCAAGUCAAGUAUCUCUGGGUCGACGCACUGUGUAUCAUCCAAGACGACGGCGCCGACUGGAACGUCGAAUCCGCAAGGAUGAUGGACAUCUACGCGAACUCCUUCUUCACCAUCACCGCGAGAGAACCGAGCUCGUGCAAGAUUGGGUUUCUCGGGCGGCAGCAGCUGGGAAGCACGGAAUGGCAGAGACCCAUCUGCGCCCGCGUGCCGCCCGGCCUGGGUCCUUCUGGAGACCGCUUCUUCGUCAGGGACGGCGAGGUCGAGCAGUUCCAGGUCUUCUCCCUGGACUCCCGCGGCUGGUGUCUGCAGGAGAACAUCCUCCCGCAACGGAGACUGGUCUUUGACGGCCGGGAAAUGGCGUGGCACUGCCGCGAGAGAAACAUGUGCGAGUGCGGCCAUCUCGACGAGGACGUCGAUGUCGGCGAUGAACCGCUGAUGUCGGGCUCGAUUGACGGACCGACAAACCUCCUGGAAGUCUCUCAGCUCCACCGGGAAUGGAUGAAGCUCGUCGAGCUAUAUUCGCGACGCUUCCUGACGAGAUCCAGCGACAAGCUGGUCGCCUUGUCAGGCUUGGCGAGAUUGUUCCAGCAGAAGCUCACCCGCGCGAAGGCCCUGUCCCAAGACGAACACAUCAUUGCCAUAUUUGACGAGAAGACGCUGGUGACAUCGGUUCCCCCCAUGGCGCCCGGCCUCCCCGCAUCCUAUUACGCGGGAAUCUGGAGAGAAAGCUUCGUCCUUGGCCUUGCCUGGACGGUCGAGUAUCCCCUCCUGAGCAAGACGGGUCAUGCCAAUCACUCAAAGUACAAGGAAUAUUGUGCGCCGAGCUGGUCGUGGGCUUCGGUGGACGGUCCCGUAGUCUUCCGACACAUGGAAGUCACCGCCGGCAGGUACACAGAGGGUGACAACCCGCAGUUGAGUUGCGACAUAAAGGUGAGGGGCAUCACGUGCAUCCCGAGAAACGUUGCAAAUCCCACAGGCGGAGUCAUGGAGUCAGCGUCGGUGGUUCUCUCUGGCCUCUUGGCCCCGGUGGACCUGGCUACGCUUCAUGUCAAGGAUGACACAGCGCUCUGGAACUAUACGUGGUACAAUCAAAUGCAAUCACCAGGAGAUGAAAAAGGGAGAUAUAGGGUGACAUCCUUCGCCCGCACGCGGAGGAGGCAGAGCUGGCGGGUGCUCCUGGACGUCGAGCGGCGUCCAACAGUAGAGGAGGGGAGCUCACAUGCCUCCUGCUGGAUGUCCACGAUAGGGCCGGAGGGUGAUUCGGAUUGCUGCCCGGAGGGCGAUUCGGAUUACUGCCGGUGGGACGAGAAGACGCACUAUGCGUGCCUGCGGCUGUAUACAUUCCAGAAGGACAAGCUACACAUAAGAGAGGAGGAACACAAAUGGCUUGGGGUGCAGUCGAUUAUCGGGUUUCUAGUGUUGAGGAGGGUGGCCGGCGCGAGGGAUACUUAUGAGAGGAUUGGCUUUGGGAUCUGGGAUGACUUUGACGGGUUCCAGGAGGGACGUGGGGAAUUCGAACUGUUUUCUGAUGCGAAGGAGGAGACGAUCAAACUGGUCUAA